CAUCUGGCUCGCUUCGAGUUCAGCGAUCAUGGCACCAAGAUCUUGAUGGUCGAGUGGUAUCCUGGUGCCCCCACCCUGGCCGGACAAGAUACGACGACGACUCCUAGCGUCGACGUCGUCUCCAGCGAUAAGGCCCAUGACAGCACCGUCGUCGACGCCGCCGCCUGGGAGGUCUCUUGGGCCGGCAAGUCGACGUUUCUCCCUGCCAGGGACACCGACGACGAAGACGACGCCAGGCGCCGCGUCUACUUCAUGCUGCCCCCCGAUGCCCCCGUGCCAGCGACCGUGACGAUUGCCUGCCCCGGCCGCCCCAGCCUGGUGCUCAAGCCGCUGCCCGCCAUCUUCCCCGAGCACUUCCACGCCGAGUCCGGGCCCCGGGGCGUCCUGCACACGAUAUGGGCCAAGAAGCGCCUGCGGGAGCUCGAGCUCGAGAUGGAGGCCGAGAUGAGGGUCAACCCCGAGAGCGUCGGCCUCGAGAUGGCGCUGGCGGAGAAGCAGUGGAUCGUGGACAACUUCCUGCGCGCGCCUCCCUCGCCUCCUCCCGCGAGCAAUGCCACCGCCAUGGCUCCCCGCUCUCCCGUCUCUGGACGCCUUGGCGAUAAGCUCAAGGGCUUGCGCCUGGCCACGUCGCCGGCAGAUCUGGUGCCGAGCCCAGCAGGUAAGCAUCUGAUACAUACCUGUCUCAUCCACCACCACAUGACUACAUAUGCCAUCCCCUCGCUUCGCUCGUUCAUUGCCCCGAAACCAGCAAACACCUUCACCAGCCCCGAUAGUCAGUCCCACAUGCUGUCCCCCCUUGGGGGUGACAUUGCCGUGUCGUCCUUCUCGGCCAUUUCGCGCACCCGCCCAACCGGCCCGAUGUCCCUUGAUGCUGCCCUCAAAGGCGACGCAGUGCCCUCGCAGCCUGACGCGCAGGAUGCCGAGGAUGACCUAUUUGCCCUGCCCAUGAGCCCUAGAAGCCCGGACAUGAUUAAGAGUCCCUUUAGCGCCCUG
Trichoderma citrinoviride is the source of this 993-nucleotide messenger RNA. RefSeq lists its product as hypothetical. The transcript is spliced from 2 exons. The record is from RefSeq and is a predicted model, not a curated record. The annotation marks the transcript as partial. NCBI's taxonomy places the organism in Eukaryota, Fungi, Ascomycota, Sordariomycetes, Hypocreales, Hypocreaceae.